UAAAAGUAAAAGUCUUGAAAUAACUAUGAAUAGCAGAAGUUGUGAAAUAACUAUUGCUAAUAAAAGCUCUGAAAUAACUGAGAGCUCUGAAAUAACUAAUAUUAAAACAACUAGUAGAAAGUGUAAAAGAGUAGAAUCAUUG
This is a messenger RNA of Cetraspora pellucida, 142 nucleotides long. The record is from the annotation of a GenBank genome assembly. Lineage: Eukaryota; Fungi; Glomeromycota; Glomeromycetes; Diversisporales; Gigasporaceae.